Molecule: messenger RNA, 156 nt
Organism: Funneliformis caledonium
Lineage: Eukaryota; Fungi; Glomeromycota; Glomeromycetes; Glomerales; Glomeraceae
Source: the annotation of a GenBank genome assembly
GCUCGAAUAUUAUGAGAAGAGGAAGGCUCACAUGAUAAAUAUACUAGAAGCCGAAGUUAUCAUGAACAAGAAUAAAGCCAGAUUUAUUAAAAUGAGGGCUGAUAAUAGUCUUAAAUUUGAAGGCCUUUCGCGUAUUGAGGCUAUUGAAUUAUUAGA